Molecule: messenger RNA, 1739 nt
Organism: Cryptococcus deneoformans JEC21
Lineage: Eukaryota; Fungi; Basidiomycota; Tremellomycetes; Tremellales; Cryptococcaceae
Product: expressed protein
Exons: 6
Coding region: 37-1626 (529 amino acids)
Source: RefSeq, a predicted model, not a curated record
UUUUUCCCUUUCACACCUACUUGUAAACUCGCAAGCAUGGUACAAGAUACCAAUAAGGAUCAGUUCUUCCCAGACUCGCCGCUCGAGGACUACGAAUUUCCGCCAUCUUACGACUCAUCCUUGGCUACUGGCGCUGGCCCUUCUCAGCCCGUCGGCAGUACUGGCGAGGCACAAGAAAGGACUAUCCCAGAGCACAUUCGAUUCCUCUUCGCAGGACCUACCAAUGCUGAGCCUCUCCUAGGCUCCGGGGCACAUGAUCUGUCUGUGAGAGAGAGAGUGAAGAGGGUUGAAUGGGUUAAGAAGGGCAAUCAGAUCCAGAGUACGGAUCCCAAACUUUCAGAUCCCGAUCUACUAUAUGACUGGCUGAGACUCAAGGCUAUGGAGCCACCAAAGGUGACCAUCCAGUGCUACGGUUCUCAUAUGGAGACUUGCGAGCAGGAUACGAUCGUUAUGGAGAAUGGAACUCAUCAGACAUUGAAGCGUGGAGAAACACAAACUAUCGUCGAUUUUGACUUUACCAUCGACUUGUCUGAAAUUGUCAACCACCCAGACAACAUUUCCAACAUCCAUUUGUAUACUGCUCUCCCAUGGGACAUCACCCAUCGUGGUACUCAUCGUCCAUCAUAUUCUGCCUCUUAUCGCCCACCCAAACAUUAUCAUGGACCUCUUGACAGUGUCUACGCUGAUGAACAUGAGUUGUAUGAAUCUCUUCUCACAUCAUCGGACGGCUUCAACACCACUCUGCCUGGUCUGCCCCCCAAGUCAGGGGAGCAGAGGAAGGAUAGAAAGUGGAAAGAGUACAGACGCCAGAAGGGUAUACCGGGAUGGGUGAAGAAGGAGGAUGUGCCGGAGUUUGAGCAAGGGAAGGGCAAGGGCAAGAAUAAGAAGAAUAGGAAGGAGGAUAAAAGGCGGGACUCGGAAGGCGGGAGUGUCGCUUUGGACGACCAGGACUCCGACGUCGAUGUCGAACAAGCCAGAAAUGAAGGCAUCGACAAUGUAAAGCCCAAUCUUAGGGCAUGGUGCCAGGCAUAUUGUGACGAUCGCGGCCUCUUGAAAGAAUUUGUUAUGAAGAAAGAGCUUUGUGGAUGGGACUUUGAUGGCUUAAAGUCGGCGAUAAAUGGUGCCAUUCUCUCAACAGGUUAUCAAUCUCCCUACGUCUCGGUGAACAUCAGUAUCGACAAUGUUGCCGUUGUUGUUCGUCCCGAUAACCUCUUGAGUCGAGCUCUUUCCAACUCAUGGAUCUACUUUUUAAGCUGGUUGUUCAUGAUCUACCCAUUCAUCUGGAUCUGGAAACAUUUCCAUAGCUUGGGCGGAGCACCCUGGGAUGUGGCUUUUGCCUCCUAUGCCUUGAAGUUUUAUCCACCUCUUCCAUCUACAUUCCCAUCCGAAUCCAUCUCAUCCGCCUCUGACCGUCUCCCAAGUCUUCCGAAACUUCAUCCCGAACUUCCUCCCUCACCUCAACUGCAAUAUGGCCACAAGGGCGUACAUUAUCUAGUAGGAAGGAAAGAAGGUGAAUGGUUUAGGGAAUGGGAAGAGAGGAUUAGGAUGGGAGUUAGGAUGAGGUACAAGGGAGAGCUGCAAGGUGGUACUGUGGAAGAAAAUAGAGUUGAUUUGGAUGGGUACUAAAUCUGGUUGAAGUCGAUGUGUUUGAGUCUUUGAUUUGUCUAUGAGUUUAAUAUACACGUCUAGCCGUCUGUUUUGUAUCAAUUGUCUCCAUGUACUUCUCAGUUGUCGCGUUG